Messenger RNA from Closterium sp. NIES-65, 729 nucleotides. NCBI's taxonomy places the organism in Eukaryota, Viridiplantae, Streptophyta, Zygnematophyceae, Desmidiales, Closteriaceae. The record is from the annotation of a GenBank genome assembly.
AUGGAGUUCGACGCGGAGGAUCUCGAUCUGGACGCCGAACUAGAGGUCGAAAUGGACGGCCGAGAUGAUCUCUUCAUGCUAGACGAUCCCUCCGCGUACGGCCUCGACACAGGGGCAAUGGGUCUGACGGGAGACGCGGCGCUUGCGCGCGCGGGCGGAGGGGUGGUGGUGGCGGAGCGGGAGGGCGCGGACGCGGUGGUGCGCGUGGAGUACAAGAUCGAGGAGGCGGCGUUCCACUGCAUCGCCAUGGCCGCCUGCGACCUCUUCGUGCGACGAGGGGGCGACGGCGGCGAAAACGACGUGUUUGAUUUCUCCGAGGUGUAUUUUGCUCCGCCCGGAAGUGACGUCUACUCCAUUCCCAGCAAGCUUGCACCACUGCCCUCACAGCCGAUCCGGUGCCAGGUGGGGCGGUGGACGUACAUAGCGGGGAAGAUCCUGCCACACUCCACCGACCCGUACAAGCCCAGCGCCAAGGAGAUCGAGGAGGUCACCAAAGUGUUUUUCAUCCGGCACCUGAACGACGUGCCCUACGGCUCGCGCGAGUUCGUGUUGGACUUUGAGGAGGUCUAUGUCUUUGACGGCCACGACAAGACACUGCGCCGCGCCAACGUCAUCUUGGAUUUGCCUGAGGACCAGCAGCGCGACCGCAGAAACGAGACUCUGAUUGUCAGGGACGAUGGCAACACCUUCCGAAUCAUUCCCAAGGUGAGAGUGGGCCAAUGUGAGUAA